UUUCAUUAUUUUAAAACCCAAAACAACUCGUAAUGUUGAGCUCUGCUUCUUUAUUUAACUUAAUUUGUUGAGUAAUGUAUGCAUUUUUAAAUCAACCCUUUCGGCGUCUCUUCUCUUGUUUUACUGAAAAAUAUUUAAGGCUGGAACGAUGUCGACUCUACUUCAGGAAAUAGGAAGCUACGACGCAUGUGCAGCUUCUGAACUGAAAAAGGCAGGUUUCCAAACUGACUCAGAGAUCCAGACUCUGACUCUGGAAGACCUGCAUGACAUUUUUCCUGGACUGGAGAAACUAAAGCAGAUAAACAAAAUCUUAAAAAUAAUUCAUAAGCAGAAGCAAAUUGAUCCGUUCCUGGAAAAACUUGAAGAUGUUUCCCAACGAGACUCUCUCAGAGGUGAUGUGAUAAAGGAGUGCCUUAACAGGAUACAGAACAUAAAAGACCAGCUGGAUGAGAAACAGACUGUCCUUAAACGUCACAAUGAUUUUUCAAAGGACAUCAGCAAAAGUCUGGAUUCUGAAAAAGUCUGUCAGCCUCCAGCUGCUCCUCCCCCUGAACCUGAAGAGCUUCCACACCAGGAAGUAGAUGACCAACUGUUACCAGGUCCAGGACCCUCCUCUGGUCUCUCAGAGAAUGUAACGGACAUGGAGGAAGAGAUGGAACAGGAUACAGCUUUACAAAUGAAACCAGGUCAACUUUGUUUGAUGGAAACAAAACGCUACGAAGCAGGCGCAGCUUCUGUAGAGACAAGUACCGAGGUGGAUUUCCAGACUGACUCUGUGGUCCAGAUUCUGUAUCGAGAAGACCUGCGACAACUGUUUCCUGGACCAGAAUAUCUAAAGCUGAGAAGGACCAUCUUUCAAAUAAUUCAUAAUCAGACGCCAGCACAUCUGCUCCUGGAAGAACUUAAAGGUUUUACCCAACAAAACUCUUUUAACGACGCUCCUGUAGCCAGAUACCUUGAAAGGAUAAAGAACACAAAACAGCUGUUGGAUGAGAUGCAGAUUAUCCUUGAAGCUCAUAAUAAUAUGCAAAAGGAUGGAAGCAAAAGUCUGGAUUCUGGAAAAGAAAAAGGAGAUGACUUCAGCUUUUCCAAGGCCUUUUCUUCUUGGUUCAAAGGUUCCUCACAGAAAACCCAAGAUUCUUCAUCAGACACCAAUGCUCCCCUAACAACCAAUGAGAAGAAAAGUGACUCAAAUGAAAAGAAGAGAGAAGUGAGGUUCAAGGUGGAGGUCAGUGGUAAAACUUUUGGUGCUGAUCAACAACUUUUGGAUGAAAUAAAGACUCCAGACUUGAAAUGGAUAGAGAGGGGAGAACACGACAUCACCAUUGUUUUCUGUCCUGUUACAUCUCGAGCAGGAACAGAUGCUGAAGCAGCCAUGAGGAAAGUUCCAGAUGGUGAUCCUGUCAUUUUGGUCUUGAUGCAUCACUCCCAAGAGCCCAGACACAUUUCCUCUUCAAAAGUCUUAUCUAGUAACCCUAAUGUUGUCCUGGAGGUCAAUAUUUUCUACCACAACAAAAAGAACGGUUUGCUGGGGUGUGAACAAAAUAAAAAAGCAGCCCUUGAGUUAAAGGAAGAACUAAAGAAGUACAGCAGACCACAAAGCUCUGGAUCUAAUGGUGAAAAUCAAUGCAACAGUUGAGGUUGCCAUUGUCUAAAGUGUUGUUAGCUUUGGUUGUGUAGUUAGUUUUUGUAACAAAGUAAAAUUAGCUAAUGGGUUAAAGAACUGUAAUUAUUAAUGCACAGAGAAGUUAAUAUCAAGAUCUUGUUCAUAACUGAAUUAAUUUAAUUUUUUAACUAUUUCAUGCUUUUCAGCAGCAGAGAUCCUUUCUCUGACCCAUAUUUCUUGAAAAUGUUGGUCUGCUUAAUAAUAUGGAACGUCCUUCUUUGUAAUUUCUUUUCCUUUAAUUAAACUCAUCUGACAAACUAACUGU
Oryzias latipes (Japanese medaka) is the source of this 1931-nucleotide messenger RNA. RefSeq lists its product as uncharacterized. The record is from RefSeq and is a predicted model, not a curated record. Lineage: Eukaryota; Metazoa; Chordata; Actinopteri; Beloniformes; Adrianichthyidae.